Penicillium cataractarum is the source of this 2544-nucleotide messenger RNA. RefSeq lists its product as uncharacterized. Lineage: Eukaryota; Fungi; Ascomycota; Eurotiomycetes; Eurotiales; Aspergillaceae. Gene Ontology annotation, cellular component: nucleus. Gene Ontology annotation, molecular function: DNA binding. The transcript has a single exon. The coding region runs from base 1 to 2544 and encodes 847 amino acids. The record is from RefSeq and is a predicted model, not a curated record.
AUGUUUUUUCCGGUGAGACCUAACAGCGUAAAGAAUCGGAAGCCCAAGUCCUCCUCCUCCACUCCUUCCAAACAAUCCCAACCAUCAACAAAGCGAACGUCCCAAGGACGGACCUCCCGCACGUCAACCAAGGAAACCGAGCCCGAAGAAUCCACGGCUCGCUCCUCCACUUCCUCGACCUCCCACACGGCUCCCCCACGACGGUCCUCUAUGCCAGGCCUCGACGCCGCAAGCCGAGCCGGAACAGCCUCGUUCCUGGAAUCGAGGACCAGCCUUCCAUACCCCUCCUUCUCCAAAGCGCAUUCCAAAGAAGAUGUCCGCCACCGAGACAUCCCUACCCCAGACCCGACCGACCUGACCGCUCAGAAGGAAGAUGGACCCAGCCACAACCGCACCGAGAAUCACCAUGCCCCUCCCAGCCCACCAUUGACUGGUCUUGACCAGGAAUCAUCUCAAAAGGGUAGUACGGUCGGCAAGCAAGAUGAUAAAGAGACGGAAAAGCCCAAGGCCAAGAAAGCAAGCAUCAAGAUCCGGACCGAGGUGAACAGAUCGUCAUCCAGCCUUCGAUCGAAGAGAGAUGAUUCAUCCAAGUCCAGCAAGACGGCGCGGGCAGAUACUCCCAAGUCGAAAUCAUCCAGAUCCGACAAGGAAGCUUCGUCGCCUCGUGCCAGUCACAAGCCAUCGAAGACGAAACUUUCCGAUGAGAAGAAGUUGCCCAAACGGUCGAGCCGCUCGACCAUGUCGCCCUCGCAGUCAACAGUUCGCGAUGUCGGCGCAGAAUCGACCAAUGGAUCUGAUGCUACCUCAAUUGCUCCUAAUCAACAAUACUCCGCGCCACGAAAACCCAUGACCCCGCCGACAAAGCCCCCCUCUCGCAAUCAGACCCGGUCGGUGGCCUCACACCGCCAUACUCCCAGUGACGACUCGAUUGAUUAUGGCAGACCUGUGAUGCCAGCUCCCGGAUUUGGUGCGCCGCCGCCGCCUCCACCUCCACCACAGGUGCCUGUUACUAUUCCGAGGGUCGACUACCUUCUUCAACAUGGAGGCCUAGAUCACCGGGUUGCGCGAACACUGCUUCCUGUCCCAGCUACACCCGAUCCGUUCUCUCAAUCCUCCACCCAACCUCAGCUGGCAGCUGCCAAGGUGUUUGAUCCGUUCAGUCACCUGCUGGAUGAUUACCAAAAGGUCAUGAGCAAGAACGGAUCUCUGGCCGUUGCGACUGGAUAUCGAUCCGUUGCACGUCGAUUGCUGGAUCGCCUGGAGGCUGUUUUCGCACGUGACAUCUCCUCGGAGCCAUGUAAUUGCCUGAUGUGUGAUCGUAAUGAUACGGAGGAUCGUCCGGAGGGUGUCAGCUGGGGAGAAGUGCUGGAGUUAGUAUCUGGGCGUCGCGAGUUGCCUAUGUGGCCGCCAUUCAUGAUGGCUGCGACCACUGUGGACACGGGGUCUUCUGGCGAAGAGCAUAUUCCCAUGCAGAAGCUUGAUGUCGAUGUCCCCGAAGAAUACCGUGAACACUUUAUCCGUCAAUCUCGCAAGACCAAGGUCGCUGUGGACAAAUGGCUUUCUGAGCAGACCGAUUCGGCGAGCAGUGCGCCCGAAGAAGUCGACGAUGAGACCUUGACCUUUGCGAUGCUCACACACCUCGAAUCUCACCAGCGCUCCGUGUUUUGUGCUCUCCUUGGUAUCAACUCCUCAACUCCCGUCCCCCGUUCCGAUGAUGAGAAGCCUCGACACAGGCCUUUGCCACUCGUGUCUUCGUCGCAGGCCAUCCAGCGACUAUAUCGCCUUCCGUCUCUGCCUCGCGACCCGGAAACGGCCAUGUUUAUGCUGAACAAUCCUGGUCUGCACCAUGUCCUGGCAACUCUUGCUGCCAUCACUGACGAUGAGUGGGAAAUCCUGAUAUCUGGCCGAUUUGAUGGCUUCCUUCGCAGUGGUGUCGAAGAUGCCGUCCCGCCUACCCACUCUCGCUGGAGUGGCAGUCGUUCCAACACCCCGUUCAGCGCUGCAGGAGUCUCUCGCGGACCGACACCCAAUUACAUGGAUGGCAGCUUCCGGCCAGUAAGCCAGGCCAACGGAGGUCCAACUUCCCCUGCCUCCUUCGGAGGGCCGAUCGCGUUAGAUGAAGAAACGGAAAUCGCCGCCCUGGCUGAAAUCGAACGUGACAUUUUCCUGGGAAUGGAAGCUCUGGAAGAUGCCUUUGAGGCACUCCAUCUCAAAGCAGAGGCUGUCCGCAUCGCACUGCGCGAACGUGGUGCCGGUCUCUCCGUCGCCAACCAAAGCCGACGCGGUUCCUACGUCGAAGCGCGUCUGGGAACCCCAGCCUCGGGCAUAAACACCUGGGAGAGUGGCACAGAAGAUGACUUCCUCAUGGAUGACGACCGGUCCCUGGCCCCAGACGAUUCCGCCAGUAACAUCAGCUCGAACCGCCGUCGCCGACCUAAGCGCCGCACAGAGCGCCGAACCCCGGCUCCAGUCGAGGAAGAAGACGAGGACGAGGACGCGGUGCACGUUAGUCGGCGCGAUAGCCGAAACUCGCGACGGAGAUAG